GCAAAGUUAUAUAUUUAAACUAAGUAUAAUUUCUUUGCAUCGGCUAAAUUGUUGCAUUUGUGUGCAUCGUUCACCACACAACACAAACUGAAAUAACGUUUACAGUAAACUGUAGGCUGAAAAAAAAGCUGCUGUGUAAUUUUCAGUCUAACCGCGUGGGAAUCUGUGAGUUACUAGCUCGUGUGUGCUAGCUAAGGUGUAACGUUAGGUUGAAACAUCCGACACGAGGAGAUAGAAAAUGCCACCAAAAGGAAAAGGUGGCAAAGGUGCAAAAGGGGCUGCUGCUUCAGGCAGUGGAGACAGUGAUAAGAAGGAGAAGGCUCAGAAAGGAGGGACAGCUGUGAAGGUUCGGCAUAUUCUGUGUGAAAAGCAUGGCAAGUGCAUGGAAGCAAUGGAGAAGCUGAAGUCUGGCAUGCGCUUCAGUGAAGUGGCAACACAAUACAGUGAAGACAAAGCCAGACAAGGAGGUGACCUUGGCUGGAUGACAAGAGGAUCAAUGGUGGGACCAUUUCAGGAUGCAGCGUUCGCACUACCCAUCAGCACAAUGGACAAACCUGUAUACACUGAUCCUCCUGUGAAAACAAAGUUUGGUUACCACAUCAUCAUGGUUGAAGGCAAAAAGUAAAUGGACUUAAUAGCUUGAUGUUGUGGUACAAUUCCAUUUCAUGAAUCUAAAACACAGCAUUUACAACUUGGCAGCAAUGCAUUUUGCAGUCAUGGAAGAUUGGAUUUUUUUAUAUCACCAUGUAAAUAGCAUCCAAUAAACACUGGUCCCAAUGAGCAAACUGUUCCAAUG
Messenger RNA from Labeo rohita (rohu), 796 nucleotides. RefSeq names its product protein (peptidylprolyl cis/trans isomerase) NIMA-interacting, 4 (parvulin) (gene pin4). Gene Ontology annotation, molecular function: DNA binding; peptidyl-prolyl cis-trans isomerase activity. NCBI's taxonomy places the organism in Eukaryota, Metazoa, Chordata, Actinopteri, Cypriniformes, Cyprinidae. The record is from RefSeq and is a predicted model, not a curated record. Gene Ontology annotation, biological process: rRNA processing. The transcript has 4 exons. Bases 239 to 625 code for a protein of 128 amino acids.